Molecule: messenger RNA, 1861 nt
Organism: Saccostrea cuccullata (small rock oyster)
Lineage: Eukaryota; Metazoa; Mollusca; Bivalvia; Ostreida; Ostreidae
Exons: 2
Coding region: 47-1741 (564 amino acids)
Molecular function (GO): protein binding; zinc ion binding
Source: RefSeq, a predicted model, not a curated record
AUCGAUCAAGGACGGCCGCCAUUACUCGAGUCAGUCACAAAAUCUAAUGAUGGACCCCCAUAGCAGUGCCCAGGAUGUGAUACGAUGUGACCUGUGUGAGACUGCUGUGGUACAGAUGCACUGUGAUACGUGUCUUGUCAACCUGUGUAAGGCCUGUGUGGGAGAACACAUCUCAACAGAUGAAUCCAAGGAUCACAAAGUUGUUAAGUUUAAGGCCAGGAAAUCCACUCCCCUCUACCCUGGUUGUAAAUUCCAUGAUCAAGAACAAUGUAAAAUGUACUGUAAUCAAUGUGACAUUCCUGUCUGCCAUAAGUGCAUUGCAUCUGAUCAACAUCUAGGUCAUAAGGUAUCAGAAAUCUUAAAAGUUGUGGAUGAAAGAAAGAAUAAAUUCAUGAAAGAACAAUCUGAAUUAAAUGAGACAAUUUAUCCCAUCUAUCAAGACAUUGCCUCUGAUGUACAAAACAGAAUGAGUAAGUUAGAAAAGGAAUAUGGGGAUCUAUCAACAGCCAUAACGAAACAUGGAGAGGACUUGCACAGAGAAAUUGACAAACUUGUCAAGAAACUUAAAGCUGAAGUUGAUGAGAUGAAAAACACACAGUUACAAACUCUACAGAAACAUUUGGAUGAAAUAAACAAGAACAUUUCUGAUAUCAAGAAUGAAAUUGAUUCGAUGGAAAUUGCUAAAGACACCAAUGACUUGUCAAAACUGUUUAGUGUAACAUUAAAAGUACACACAUACAGAAAUCUUCCAAACAAAAUUAUACCAUCUUUACCUAAAUUUAUUCCAGGAAAGAUACAUGGAGAUGAACUUGGUAAAAUGUUUGGAGCAUUAUCCUCAAGUUCUUUAACAUCUGAUAAACAUGGCUACAGCAUGAAGACAACACAGAAAUCACCAGAAGCUGGAUCCUCUCCUCCAGUCAAACAGCUGCUUGAUGAACCAGAGACUGUCACCACCAUAGACACUGGGUAUGAUACACUUUACAAUAUGGCCUGUCUGAGUGAUGAAGAAAUCUGGACAAGUAGAAAUGACAGCACAGUGAAACUCUACAGCAUCAAUCAGGGAUCACUACUCAAGUCAAUCACAACCAAGUCAGGGAAAAACCCAUCUAGCAUAGCAGUGACAAAAGGUGGAGAUCUGGUUUAUACUGAUUAUCAUGAUAGAACUGUGAACAUUGUGAAGAAUGAGAAGAUAGAGGAGGUGAUCAGACUACAGAACUGGAGACCUAGAGGUGUCUGUAGUACCUCCUCUGGUGACCUCCUGGUUAUCAUGGAAAGUGAUGAUAACAAACAAACAAAACUUGUCCGUUACUCUGGCUUCACAGAAAAACAAACCAUUCAGUUUGAUGAUAAAGGUAAACCUCUCUAUUUAUCUGCUACUUAUUUUAGCAGAUUCUUUACAGAGAACAGGAACCAGGAUAUCUGUGUGUCUGAUGAGAGAACUAAAGCAAUAGUGGUGGUCAAUCAGGCCGGGAAACUGAGAUUCAGGUACACUGGACAUACUCCUGCUCCAAGGAAUAAACCAUUUGACCCACGAGGAAUCACCACAGACAGUCAGAGUCACAUCCUUAUAGUUGAUUAUAAUAAUGACUGUGUCCAUAUCAUAGACCAGGAUGGACAGUUCCUCCGUUACAUAGAAUGUGGACUGAGUGAUCCCUGGGGACUGUGUACAGAUACAAAUGACAAUCUGUUUGUUACUCAGUUGGGAAACAGUCAAGUGAAGAAAAUCAAAUAUCUGCAAUGAAAUGCAUUACUGAAUUGUGCUCUAUAUAAUUAAAUAAAGACAUAUGUAUGUAUCAGUAUGCUGAACCAAAGAAUCUUACAAUAAUAAAUAUUUCAGUUUCGUUAUCAAUGUGUAUCUUUA